Molecule: messenger RNA, 876 nt
Organism: Hibiscus syriacus
Lineage: Eukaryota; Viridiplantae; Streptophyta; Magnoliopsida; Malvales; Malvaceae
Product: cytokinin riboside 5'-monophosphate phosphoribohydrolase LOG1-like
Exons: 7
Coding region: 53-709 (218 amino acids)
Biological process (GO): cytokinin biosynthetic process
Cellular component (GO): cytosol; nucleus
Molecular function (GO): hydrolase activity, hydrolyzing N-glycosyl compounds
Source: RefSeq, a predicted model, not a curated record
UUGUUUUCUCUUUUGAUAGGGAAAAUCAAAACAGAAAAGAGAAAGAAAGUAAAUGGAGGGAGCUAUGGAAAUGAAAGAAUCAAAGUUCAAGAGAAUCUGCGUGUUCUGCGGGAGUAGCCCCGGAAAGAAGAGCAGUUAUAAAGAAGCUGCUAUUGAGCUCGGCAGGGAAUUGGUAUCGAGAAACAUUGAUCUUGUUUAUGGAGGUGGAAGUAUCGGAUUAAUGGGUUUGAUUUCUCAAGCAGUUUUCGAUGGCGGCCGCCAUGUCAUUGGAGUGAUUCCUAAAACACUUAUGCCAAGAGAGAUCACUGGAGAAACAGUGGGGGAAGUAAAGGCAGUAGCAGACAUGCACCAAAGAAAAGCAGAGAUGGCUAGACAAUCUGAUGCCUUCAUCGCCUUACCCGGUGGCUAUGGAACUCUCGAAGAACUUCUUGAAGUCAUAACUUGGGCUCAACUUGGAAUCCACGACAAACCGGUGGGAUUGUUGAAUGUGAAUGGAUACUACAACUCAUUGUUGUCAUUCAUUGACAAAGCAGUGGAAGAAGGUUUCAUCAGUCCUAAUGCUCGCCAUAUCAUAGUCUCCGCUCCCACUGCAAAACAACUGGUCCAAAAUAUGGAGGAGUAUGAACCCAGGCACGAGAGAGUAGCUUCAAAACUAAAUUGGGAGACGGAACAGUUAAAUUAUCCAACAAAAUGUGAAAUUUCAAGAUAAGGCGAGAUGUUUGACAAAUGACAUAUUUCGGGAGAAGUAAUUUUAGGAAACCAAAAUUUUUCCUGAAAUAUAGAGAGUGAGAGGUAGGGAUUGUUAAUGUAUUUAAUUAUUUUCUGAUAAAACUAUAUAUACUCGAUUAACAUGUUUUGAAGUUGAAUUUUGAUUUA